Argiope bruennichi is the source of this 8174-nucleotide messenger RNA. RefSeq lists its product as uncharacterized. The record is from RefSeq and is a predicted model, not a curated record. Lineage: Eukaryota; Metazoa; Arthropoda; Arachnida; Araneae; Araneidae. The transcript has 3 exons. Bases 1665 to 5759 code for a protein of 1364 amino acids.
AGCAGAUCGUUUCUCUUGAAGCUCUUGGUCACAUUCUGCGUUGAGAGGACAAUGUAAGAGGCCCGAGCCUCCGUGUAACAGUCGUCAACUGAUUAAACUGAUACUUUGCGGUUUAACCACAAUGUUCUUUCUUGCACCAAUGGGAUUGCAUGUAGUUAAAUAAUUAGUUGUAGAAUUUGUCCAAGAAACUUUUUGAGUGUUAAAUAUUGUAGGAGAAAGGACUCCACUGAAACACUUGAGAAAGUUCUCAAAGUUAGAAACUUUUGCUAACAUUGAAACAGCCUUGGAAAAUUUUUUCUGACAGGACAUACAACUGAAAACAACGCAGAUAAAUAACCAUUCUCAUUGCUUGCAACUCUGACUUUCUUAGGAGCAGGUUUCUCCAGUAUCGAAAACACAAAUUUUGAUUUGCUGUAAAAAUGCUUUGAAGCGGGAAGAUGAAAGCUUAAAAAAAUAUAGGAGACUCCAUUCUUUAUUUAUUAGGACCUAACAGGUAAAAUAAAACAGGAACAAAAUUUCCGCUGGGACACCAAACACAAGAUACUCUUGCUCGACGUUUGAAUAAAUCCAGCUUAAAAGUACUUUUCUUUUCUGAAAUUUUCGAAAGCUCUGAUUUUUUUUGGAAAGAACUAAAUCAUAACUAAAGAAGAAAAAUGUUACGGGUGGUAAUGAUCCAUGAAGCCUCAACGUAGAGAAAAGUAUGAAGAACAUGGUUAUGAAGCUCAUGUCUUCUGCAAUUUAUCAUGAGUAUCUGUCGUAAGUUAAGUAUUGUGAUCCACCAUAAAAAUUAAAAGACUUAUAACAGCAAAGAAUAUUUUAAGAAAUCCCCUAAAAUGUCAGACUUUUAAAAUUUGUUUGCAUAAAAAGAAAUUAUUUCCAUUUGUCAAAGUUACUUGUGAAAGUGAAAAAUUGAGAUGAGCAUUUGUGAAUAUUUCAGAAAUACAUGCAAACGUAAAAAGAAAUUCAGAUAUUUCAAGAAAGCAUGCUGUAUUUGUUAUACUAAGUUGUAAGAGAAAUAUCAAAGGGAACAGUAUUCGAAAGUUUUAUGGGAAUUAUUAGCAGUUUAUAAAUGUUUGUUUUUAAUUUUAUGCGUGUUAACUGGUCCCUGUCAUAAAUUUCAGGAUAAAUUACUUAUUUAUUACAUGCAUCGAAGAAUGAUAGAAUUUCCAAAAUAAAAAUUUGAAAAUGACUUUUUAGAAAACUUUAAAAAAAACUAUUUACCCUAGUGGAAACGUGAAUUGAAGAUUAGAAGAUCGAAUGAUGUCAUCAAGUAAUGCACUAAGCAAGUAAUUCAAAAAAAGGAAAAAUCAUUCUGUAAGCUUUAAUGAAAUGCAAAGAUAAAACGAAACAAAAAAAGAUAAUAUUCUUCCCAUGAAUAAACUAGAGUUUCUUCAUUAUGAAAAGACUAUAAAUCAUGCAAAUAGCUUAAAAAGAAACAAAGAAGAGGUUUCUAGAAUAUGAUUCGAAAAAUGUCCGAAAAGUAUUUUCCUAAGCUCUUGCAUCGAAUCAACUGUUGAAAUGGCAAGAAAGGAAUUUGAAUAAAUUGCUUUCGGAGGGGGACGAGCGUAAAGUUGGAAAAGAAUGCUGCUGUCUGGAUGGUUUAAUUGAUUCACUAAGUACCUCGGUCACCAGCCCCCUCAGAAUGAAAGUGUAAUUCCUGAAGAAUGCUGUUUCCCGCUUUGUUAUUGAUUACGUGGGUGACUGUAACGAUCGGUGCCCCUUCUCCUCCUUUCCCACAAAAAGAGGCCCACCUGCAAAUUCCAGUCCGGGAUCUUCCCACCCAGUCUUCCGGAGAGAGUUUCAGGAUAAGUCCUCUAAUUUUUCGCAACUUCAAGAAAUCGAUUGAAUCUCGAUCGAGACACCCUAUCACGACUGCAGUAGAUUUGGGGAGGGUAUUUGGUGGUGUUCGAUCAUCGGUAAGUCCUGGAGGUGGUAAUGUGGAAAGUAAAGCCUUUGUCGGACGAAGAGUUAUGAAUUUCCCGUCUACACUGAAAGGGAGAAAUGUCCCCGCACCAACAAAUAUGAAUGUCCCUCCCCAUGGUAAUGGGGGAAACGGUGAUAAGAUGACGCACGUGUCUCACUCUAGAGGCCACAGAGACCUGCACACGAAGCUAACGGGAAAUGGGGUUGAAAAUGGCACACUUGUAUAUGAUCAUGAUUAUUUCCAUAAAGCUGCUGCAGCAGCGCCGAAAGAGAAAACUGAUCUUACCAUAAAUGACACUGCCGAGCUUUCACACAUACGAAACUUUGAAGAAUCAUCGCUGAAUGGAGAAAAUGGGAAAGAAAACAUUCAGAAUGGCGAAAAAGGAGGUGAUUUAGAAAUGCCGCCUUCCUUCAAUGUGACGCCAUCCGCUGAUAAUGUAUUCGUCCCUGAAAAAGAAUUCGGUAGUAAUAAAAGUGAUAUUCAUGUUGAAAUAACAGAGUCUAGCAAAAGAAACUUGCAAACACCAAUUAAAGGUAGUAAUAUGACUAGAGUAAAGAAACCAGAUAAACUCCCUAUAGAAAGAUCAGAUGAGGUUAUUAUUGCGUCGAAUGAAGACAGAUAUAGAACAGAUAAACCUUUAAACACAAAUUUCUCGAGAGAUGAAAUGAAUGUUGCAAGCACCAGUUCCAAUUCCAUUAAAAGUCUUCAGACACUGACAACUUCUGCUAGCAUCACCAUAAAUCGAAACAAUUUGACAACCACUCAAAACCCCAAAACUAUUAGUAGUAAAGAAAAUCAUAAUAUAUUUUCCAAUUCUUCAGAAUCUCCAAAUUUUCUAUCGAAUCAUUCUCAAAGUAUAAAAGAAUUGGCUGCAAACCACUUCCCAAUGCAACAAGAUGGAGCUUAUGAGAAAAUUACUUCGACUAGUGAUGCAUUUCCAGAGAGUAGUGAAGGAUAUGGUAUCAAGCUUUUUAAUGAUGGUAGUAAAACUCAUAGUGAUGAAUUAUUAAAAACUAUAUCUCCAACAACAGUAUCAUCAGUUGUUACUACUCCGGAUUCCCAUAUGAAUGAUCCACCGUUUCGAGGCCCUAAUGUACCGAAAGAAAUUGAGAAAUUUAAUAAAGAUAAAGAUGAGACAAAAUCCGACUAUCAAGGUCCAAAUGAGAUAGUGGAAUCUCCAUCAUUUCAGUCUGCAAAUACUGGUGAAGAAUGGAACCAUGCAAGAGAGAUUUGGGGAAUAGCAUGGGACUGUCAUUGUUACAUAAUUGGAAUAUCAUUCGCCAUCAUUGCUUUUUAUUCUUUCAUUAGUUUACUAAGAAUAAAAACAUUUGUGACAUUAUUAGCUACUGGUUAUUAUACAACUACCAACUUACUGAUAUGUGUAACAUGCUUAUUAAGAGCUUUAUAUCUCUUGUAUGAUCCUUACAAUCUUACAGGAAAGUAUCCUGUUUUUGUAUCGCAAAUAUUGCAGAAGAUAACGUUACCAUGCUUAACAUCCUGUUUCUGCAUUUUGUUUCUAGCACUGCUGAAUUUUACGAACACUCAAUUCCUCACAGAAAAAUUUCAAAGGCCAUCUGUUUUAGCACUGCUAAUCAUAUUUAUCUUCUCACUUUUCGUGACAGUUGAAAUUGCCAUUAGCAAUUUUUAUGUCUCCAGUACGGUCCUCUUAGUGUGCUAUUUGAUAAUAAUAUCAUGUUCAAGUCUUUCAUCAAUUUGCUACUUUUUUACAUUCAAAAGGUUGCAUCACAGAGCUUUAAGGAAGCAAGGAGAAAUGAUUCGUCUCACUUUCACAAAACUGCAUAUAGAUGGUGCUCAACUUCCCAAGAAACUUCCAAAACCAACACUUGGUCUUGCCGUCAAGUUAGUUCUAGUGAGCUCUUUUAUCCAAAUUUUAUUGUUUUUCUUGUCGCCAUAUGCAAUGAUAUUUCUUCGGGGACUUUUUCCAAAGAUGGACGUUCCUAAUCCGUGGUUUUGGUGGGGAUAUCAGCUUUCCUGCAGAAUACUUGAAUUAUUGUUUUGCGCAACCAUGUCUUUUGUUGCAACUCAACCUUUGAAACACUUUGAAAUUGGUGACAACAGAUUUUGUAGCAUCCUCAUGUGGUUCCCAUGCAGUUCUUUCGCCGAAUGCUUUCGAAAAGAAGAAGUUGUAGACUUUGAAGCCCAUUCAGACAAUUAUGCUAAUCCUCAAGGCCUUCGGAGAACAGAUUUCAAUGCUGUUGCAAGUUCAAGACGUCUCCAAACAAAUUCCCUGCCAACAUUCCGCACACCUCUUACUGAAGUAGAUGCAAAUCUUCCAAUGAGAACUUUGCCAUGCACUGGAAGACACACUAAUCAUGCAAGCGCUCUUUCCCUGCUUUCCUAUUACAGAUCAAAGAGAACCUUGAGCUUGUCAACAAAUGAAGGUCUUGAAGAUUUGGAACGCACUUUAUGCAAUCAAACUGUUUCAUCUUCAGAUGGACGUAACACACUUCGCCCUGCUUCGAUGCUGUAUAAGGACAACGGAUUCAUACGCUUCCGAAGAGAAAACGAUCCAGAGCAACCCAUGGAAAUGAGUGAUGAGGAUGACAAUACCCCAGAAGAAGCUGACACUAGUCUAGAAGAUGCAGAUUCUACAAAAGCUAAUGUAGGCUCCAGUUUCCACUCUUUGCUUGAAGGAGAUGUUGUGCGGAAUACUUUAUCGCCUUUCUUUCAAAUUGGCUACAAAAGGAGAUUUCGUAAAAUGAGCAGAGUUUCGAUCGAAACAACAGAUUAUAGCGCAGACGUAUCAUCUGAUCAACUCAGUAAUGUAGUCAAUCUGAGAAACGGAUUAUCAUCUAGUGCUCUGGACUUCCACACUCGAAAGUAUGGCAGCACUUGUAGUUCUGAAAGUGCAGCCAAUAGUUUCGAUGUGACGUUCUUCUUAAACAGUAAUUCAUCACCUGAAAUGCAGACAUCUCCAACCAGCACUACACCAGCAUCUUUGAAUAUCUGUUCCGCUUAUCGUAGUGAAACUGAAGACGACAAAACUUCAAGUGUUGAAGGUCACGAAGUAAUGCUCCGUAGCGUUUCGCCGAUUGUCAAACGAGCAUCUUCUGGCAGACUUUCCUUAAACUUGAACCUCCACACAUCAGGUGAUGCCAAUCAAUCCAGUGGUCACGUCAAUGUUGCUUGUGGAACAGAAGACAUAACUCCAGACUCAGCAGUUUAUCUUGAUCUUCACCUUUCCCGUGAAAAUUCUAUCAGCCCUACGAUUCCGAAAGGUUUGCUUUCUUCUAAUCUUAACCUACCACCCAAACUGUCACCCGUGGAUUCCUUCACUAAAUCAACCGAUGGCAUUUCACCUUUGUCACCAGAAACUAGUUCUGAAUCGCAAUCGAUUUCCCCUACUAGUCAAUCUCUCAGCGAGUUGAGGACUAGUAAUUCAUACGUUGUCCCUCGAAUGCGUAAACAUUCCCGAGGACUACUCUGCAAAUUAAGAGGGUCAACGUUUUCUCUUAACGCCGCUUUCUAUGGUUACGAGCCCCUGAAACACGUAGAUUCCAAGAAAAACAGAAAAAAGUGUGAAAGAUCUUCCAGUGAUCGAAGACCUCUCUCUGAAGGUCAGUUAGAGCUGCAUCCCCGAAUGACACCGCUGGGAGACUUUUGGCAUCGAGCCACUGCGACGGGCUCGGGGCAUCUAGGAGACAGCGGUCUACUGGGAGACUGUGGAGUAGCUUUGGUGGACGUUGCUUCACAAACAGAAGACAUAGACUUCAGUGAGUACGCUAACAAAAACUGCAAACAACUCAUUAAAGGGUCAGCUGGAAUUGAAUCACAAUCACUUAUUUCCCCGCCACUGGUAAAACUGAAAAAAUAAAAUUUAAGAACAAGGGUAGAAAAGAGAAGAGUGCACAAUGCAAAAAAUUAGCAUGUACAAAAUUUUAUGGGUUUGUUUUCUUAAAGGAUUCUAGAUAGAAACUUACAGAAAGACUGGUAUUAUUUUAAAUAGGAUUGAAAUACCACAUAAAAAUUUGAUGCACUAUCUAAUCAGGUUAUCUGAAUUCAUCAAUAUACGACGUUUCAAUCUCGCAUUUAAUAAGAACUUUUAUAUUACAUCUGUGCUAACUACAUGCUAAUUUCAGACUGAAAGGAAUAAGCUGAGAUAUUUGUUCAUUUCUUGAGAACUGAAGAAUAAUUUUUUCCCCCUUAAGCACUAAAUUAAGAAUGUUAUCAACUCAUCGAAGAUUUAUUAUCUUAUUUCAAAGAAUUUUGUGCUAUUUCCAGAUUCAAAAAUUCCUUGCCCUACUUAAGAAACCGAAACUUUUUCAAUAAAAUGUUUGCAUGUAAGAGUUGUUGUGGUAAUUAGUAGAUAUUAAUUAUUUCAGAGAUGUCCGUAAAAUUUAUGUCGUUCACUGUGUAUUUCCAAUCCACGAAUCCCAUUAAAUGUAGAUCCUUUGUUGAAAUGCCAGUAACUCGUUUCGUAACCCAAAACGAGCUUUUUUUAUUAUACUUAAAAUAAAACUAUUUUAUGAGUUCAAAAUUCGUUUGCGUUCAGUGGAAUAAUUUAAUUUCAAUCUUAAUUGCACAAUUUAUUUUCGGCAUAUAAAGAAUAAAUUAUUAUUUUUUAACGACACAAUCAAACACCUUUAUUUAUUGGAAGCUAAAUAUAAGCUGCUGGAGUCAGUAAUAAUUGAGUAGUAAAAAUGUAGAGAAAUAUGCUGUAAAGAAUAACUGAAUGUAAAUAUUGUAUAAACUAUUAAAAGUUACAAGAAGAAUCUUGCUUUAACGGCACUCUACUUCUUUAUAUCGAAAAAGGGAAGUAAACAGUAUUAAAUUUUAAUCAACUGUUAGAUCUGAAUUCUUCAUUACGAAUUUUAUUAUUUUUCUGAAAAUCUUUUCUAUUAUAAUUAAAUUUUAAUGGUCUUUAAAGUUAGAAUUUGAAAAAAUAAGGAUUAUAUUGAAUUAUUAUUUUUUGCAAAAAAUGCUACUGUUGUAGUCAAUUUCAGCCAUUAUCAAGCUUUUAAUUGAGACUGCACUUAAGUUUAAGAAGUCGAUGUGUAACUCAAAAUGAAAUUUUAAACCUUUAACUGCACUGACUGAAUGUUUUGUCAAAGAGUUUUUGGUCAUUGUGAUGUCAGCUAUAUAUGUUGUAUGUGUGCAUUAUAUUGCUGUUAACAUUAUUUUUCCCUGUAGAGAAUGGAAAUUGAUUAUAGUAAUUCCUUCUCAUUUCAUUCGCUUCGUUUUUAUCAGCAUUCAUAUAAUGCGGUACAGAUACACAGAUUUCAAAAUGUUUUGAAAGCUGCAAGAAAUUAAGUAGAACUUUUUCUCUUAAAUAUAUAUUACAUUUCUUGUCAAAUUAUAAAAUAAGGACGCAACUUAUUGCAAGGAAAUUUGUAUUCUCUAUUUCGCAAGGUUGUUACUAAAAUGUAAGAUUCAUUUAAAUAUAUACUAUGCUUUCCAUUAUUCAUUUCGCACACUCAAAAAGAAAUAUUUGGAAGAAGAAUUGCGAUAAAAUAUUUGGAAAUAUUUCAGAAAAUUAUUAUUUUCUGUAAGGAUUCUAAAAGAAAUAGGUAAAAUGUUCAUUGCAUGCGAGGAAAAUGCAUGAAGAUAUGAUUUAUUGCGUAUAAUUUACAGUGGCCAUUAAUUAUGCACUAUUAUACUACAUAUGACAAUAAAUUCGUUAGUAGAAAUUAUUACUUAGUUAAUACCUUCCUCAAAUAAAAAAAUGAUAUUAAUAAUUUAUACUUUAGAUGCAAAUUUUCUAUUCCCGUAAGAUUGUAAAGAAUUAUAAUAAAAUAAGAAGAUAAGUUCGACUUCAUUCUUCAUUUCAAAAUUUUUUUAAAAGUUUGUGGAAAAAGGGUAUGAAUAACAAUAAAUUGGUGAUAAUCUUUUAUUAAUCAGUGCAAGUAGUUAUACAUUGAAUUAGAUAUAGAUAAAACUAAACAGAUGAUUGCAUAAUUUAAUAAAAUAACAGGAACAGCAAUUUUUCAAAAUUUAUCUAAAAUGUGUAAUUUAUUUAUUUUAUUAAAGUCACUAUUAUUUUAAAUUCAGUUAUCUCAUGAUAUGUUAAUGUGUUUUCAUUGUGUUGGUUGAAGUCCAGAUAGUUCAUUAGAUGAUUGCUAAGUAAUUUGAUUCAAAAAGCUACUCCAAAAAAGUUAAAUGAGCGAAGCAGAAAUUUUAGAUGAAAAAGAAAAAUAUUUAAAGAAAUUUGGAGUGAAAAAAAAAACAUUUACGGAUAAUCAAUGCUAUUGAUUAGACAUUAUUUUUAUUUCUUUUGAAGCCAACAAAAAAU